Messenger RNA from Oncorhynchus gorbuscha (pink salmon), 7256 nucleotides. RefSeq lists its product as uncharacterized. The record is from RefSeq and is a predicted model, not a curated record. Gene Ontology annotation, molecular function: guanyl-nucleotide exchange factor activity. The transcript is spliced from 24 exons. The coding region runs from base 268 to 5793 and encodes 1841 amino acids. Lineage: Eukaryota; Metazoa; Chordata; Actinopteri; Salmoniformes; Salmonidae.
GCAGACAAACAUAGCACCAGGGAGAGCUAUUAGCAGCAGCAGAAGAUCACCCAGGAGCUCUAAGAUGUUUAUUUAUUAGAGUCGUCCUGUUACUUAAAGUCCUGAUCUCCUCACUAAGCAAUUUGGAGUCAAUGUGGAUAGAAUGGCGAAUAGUGUGAUCAGUUUGUCAACUUCUGAGACCCGUCGGUCUAAUGAUUAUUCUCCUGACUGGACUCCGUACUCACAGUCGUCCCUGCUUAACUGGACAACCAACACACUGUAGGAAACAUGAACUCUGAGUCUCUGGACAGGUCCAUCCAGAACACCCUCUCAGACCUCUACCCUCCCUUCGAGGCCACAGCCCCCACUGUCCUGAGCCAGCUCUUCCAGGUCAUAGAGGAAUGUUACCAAGGAGACGCACUCAAGUGUCUGCUGGACUUCCUCAUUACAGCUAAACACAUCCUUGAGAGUGUUCAGCAGGCUGCCUGUGCCCAGUACUCUGAUGUGGUGUUUCGCUGUGAGGGCUGGCCUCUGUGUCUGCAUGAGAAGGUGGUGAUCCAGCUUGCCUCCAUCAACCCCCUAUUGCUGCGCCCAGGGGACUUCUACCUGCAGGUGACACCCUUUUCUGAACAGUCCGCCCGCAUUGUGGUCCGGAGCCUGCUGGGGGAGGAGGAGGGACAGGGUCGGGAGGUAGAGGAGACACCCAUCCCUGAGACCUCCUACCCCUGCAUCUUCACUGAGGACUGGCUGGGGGAGCUCAACCAUGGCCGCCAUGGCACCCUUCUCAGCCACUGUAUCCUCUCCACAGACCAGGGCAUGGUGAAGGUGCCAUGGGCACAGGUGGCUCUACCUGAGUUUGUGGAUAAACCCAGAACUAUGGCCUUGUCAUCUCCUAACCCUGCUGCUACUCAACAGGAGAAAGUGGCAAGGCCAGUGCCCUCGUUGGCGCUGCCUCCCCCUGCCUCUGGGUACUCUGUGGAGACUAGGAUCUCUCCUGCUAAACAUGGCAUUGCGGUUUCGCUGUGUCUGGUGGACAGUAACUGCUCCAGGCUGGUUAAGGUGGAUCAGGAUAGGCCUGUGGCUAAGCCAAUUGGCUGGGUGUCUCCCAACACAUGGGACAGCCGCAGCAACAACACCUCUGAAGUUGAGGGGGAAUACAUAGACUUGGUGGAGUUCACUAAGCAGAAAGAAGCAUUGCUCAGUGGGGCUCACAGUCACACACACCCCAGAGCACCCAUAUUUAGGCCUGUUACCCUCAACAGGCCUGGUGUUCCUUCGGCUCCAGCCCUGCCCCCGCCCCUGGCCUUGGCUCCUGCCCCCCACCGGCCCCUCAGAGAACCGUUACACUGUGGCCAGACCAUCCGAUUCCCCGAAAACCCCCCCUGCACCCCUUGCAUGAGGAGGAGAAUGGGCCAGGUGUCCAAAGCACAGGAGCUCAGGUGCCGGUACAGAGAGUCUUACCAUUCAGCACUGCAGAACCCUGUUACCUUUGAGAGAGACAAUAGACUGAAUACACUGGCGGUUCUGGAGGAGGCUCGUCUAUGUGAGGGGAGACUGGGACCAGAGGGUAAAGAAUUAUGUCCUGGUCCCUCCCAGCAGUGCUACCAUCCAGACCCAGGUCACCAUAACCAGACUCCCCCUGUUAGCACGGUUUCCUGUUGGAAGUCUGGAGAAAGUAACACUAUAUCCAGUGGAGUUUUGCAAGGCCUAUGUGGCACUAGGGAGUCUACAGAAAUGACUACCAAAUCCAGUGGAAUUUUACAAGGCCUGAAUGACACCAUAGGGGAUGAUGGGAGAUGUCCCUCCUCUCUGUCGACCACUAUUGUGGACAUAUCAGAGAAGUGUGAAGUUGUGAUACAAGGAAGAAAAAGUAGGGACAUUGACUUCACUACAAAGAUGAUUCCCAGCUUACAUGUAAUGAAAUGUAAAAACACGACAGCUUUUGGACUGGUUUCCCCAAAGAUGAACAGGCGGAGACUGCCCAACCAAGAUGUCUCCCAGGCUGGCCAACCCUUCAUACCCGUUACAAACGGACACCAGACCCCUCCACUUGAAAUUACCCAGCAGCCCCUGGGUCACUAUGCUGUGCCCAGUUCUAAGGUUCUGUUACCAGCCUCAGCAGAACACAGCACUCACCAUCUCCAGAUGGGAGUCGCAUGUCUAACUGGUGGCAGAGACAGGACAGGUCGGUUGGUGGUUGAGGUGCACGGAGACAAGGAAGGAUGGAGAUCUCCUUUAGUGUCAAGUCUGGAACUCAGCAAACUUCUGCUCUACCUCCACUCUGUAAUCAAGCGAGAACUAAGAGAACUUGGAAUGACACUAGUUAUUGAUGCUCGGAAGACUCCACCUCCACCACAGUUCAAUAAGGCCUUGUUGGUGGUUCAGGAGCAGAUUCCCCAUGCAAUACACAGUGUCUUGAUCCUAGUGGAGAAGGAGAGCUGCCAUCGCACAGAGAAAUGUCCUAGACUACAGAUUGCUGUGGUGACCUCACUGAAGGGGUUGCACAAGCUGGUGGAGGGGAGUCAGCUGACCUCCGGCCUAGAGGGCACCCUUCCCUACAACCACAUUGACUGGCUGCAGCUCCAUCAGAAACUUCAUCCCUUUAUGUCAGAUCUCCAGGAGGCCUCAGGUUUGCUACUAACAGCCAUCAGGAAACUAGAGGAAGACCGUAAGAUUGACACAGUGCAGGAUGUACAGAGGUGUAUUCUAGAACAGAGAACUCUGAUGAAGGAUGUUCUGGAGGACAGACGGUUGGUCGUUUUGCAAAGGGAGGGAGGAGCCAUGCUGGCUAGACUGAGAAGGGAGAGUGACCUCAGAUACUCUCACUGUGAGGAUUACAGUGAUGCAGUGGAUUCUGUGACCUACAUGUACAACCAUGUAGAGGAGCAGGCCCAUGUGCUGGUGCACAGGUCCAACAUGUCCCUGGAGCACCUUGAAUACCUGCUCCAACUCAGAGAAAUGGAGGGCCAUUUCUCUAAGAUCAGGGAAUGGUUUGAUGCAGAAGGGGAACGCCGGUUGUUGGAGGCAGAAUCCGUGGAGGACUCUAGAAAAAGAGUGGAGCAGACUCUCUGCAGUUUCAGUGAAUUCCUCACUAAAGCCAAUGAGCAGAAGCACAAGGCUAUGGCCCUGGUGACGGAGGCAGAGAAGAUCCAGGGCCCAUCCCCAUACCCUGAGACUGAGGUGUUCAGGACCAUGGUCUGCACCUUCAAAUCUGGCCUGGCUGACUUCCUCUCCCGGGCAGAGAGGUGCUGUAGUGAGCUGGAGACUAUGGUCACUGUGUGCAACUUCUGUGAGCAGGCUACUGAGCUGGCCAAAGACUGCAGACAAUACCUGGACCAGGUUGUCAGACGCCCAGAGACGGAUGAUGUCUCUACACUCCAGAUGUACCAGGAGAGCUUUGUCCAGUUCUCCCCAGAGCUCUUCCAGGAAGUGAAGGGUCAGGCGUGUGCUCUGAGGGGCUCCAGGGGCAUGCGGGUGUGGAAUGUAGCCUGGCUAAAGUGUCAGGAGGUCAGGCAGCAGCUAGAGGAGAGACUACAGGAUGUGGAGAGGGCCUUGCGGAACACAGGCCCCUGGCAUGAACAACUUAGAGCUCGUGAGGAUGAGGCCUUGGUUCAUACAGUGACUCAUCGUGAUGGAGUUCUGGUACUGCCCAGACCUGGUCUACCACACUGGUACAAUCCCCCAUCAGGCUCUAUGAUGGGAAGGUAUCACGGGGCCUUGGAGAGCAGGAACAACUCUGUGACCUGCUGUAAUAUAAACUUCAAGCAUGAGAAUAACAGACCUUGUAAACGGUCAAAGACCACCACAAUGCCGGCCUCUCCCCAUAUCAGAUCCAUUAGGAGAGCGGAGAGAGAGCCCAGUGGGAGACAGGCCUGCCGAGGGAGGAGCAGAGAGGACGCCACCCUUGCCGACUUGCACACUGUGGGCUGUGAGUGGUUCCCGUGGCAACGCGGGGGCCUGGGCAGGUCCACGAGCGAGGACUCGUGUGCGACCGCCACGUCCAGUCAGUCUGAGUCUUGCGUCCAGACGCCUUCCUGUUCCCACGGGAAACCCUCCUGUCGGAUCCUGCAGGCCGCUCAGAAGUUCCAGAUCUCACGGCAUGGCAGCUUCUGCUCAGAGGAAUCCUGUAGUGUCCGAGAGGGGGCAGAGAGGACCUCUUCAAGGAAUACUAGCCCAUCAGUGAGGAGGUGUGAGGGAACAGCAUCAUUGGCAAGUUCAGAGGAGAAGGCUGGCAAUAUUAUAAAGCUGCAGCGGAUCAUGGCCGAGCUACUGUUAACAGAGAGGGAGUAUGUGCGCUCCCUGGGUUACAUCCUGACUCAUUACCUCCCCCUGCUGGAGAGGCCUGACGUGCCACAAGACCUGCGGGGCAAACGUGGAAUCAUCUUUGGGAACCUGGAGAAGCUGUAUGACUUCCACGGCCAUUUCUUCCUCAGAGAGCUAGAAGCUUGUCAGACAGAGCCUUUACAAGUGGCUCGCUGCUUCCUGAGACACAGAGACAGUUUAGGCCUCUAUGCUCUCUACAGCAAGAACAAGCCUCAAUCGGAUGCCUUAAUCCUUCACCAUCGCCCUGACAUCUUCAAGAGGAAGCAGCAGGAGCUGGGGGAUCACAUGGACCUGUCCUCCUACCUGCUGAGGCCCAUCCAGAGGAUCAGUAAGUACAGCCUGCUUCUGCAGGACAUGCUGGGGAUGUGUGGGCCUCAGAGAGACAGGGAAGAGCUCCAGGCUGCAGCCGAAGUGGUCCGCUUCCAGAUGCGUCAUGGCAACGACCUCCUCACCAUGGACGCCAUCCAGGACUGUGACGUGAAUCUGAAGGAGCAGGGCCAGCUGGUUCGCCAGGAUGAGUUUAUCGUGUUCUUCAGAAAGAAGAAAUGCUCCCGCCGUAUUUUCCUCUUCCAGGAUCUCAUCCUCUUCAGCAAGACCAAGAAGACCAAUGUGGGCAAUGAUGUGUACGUCUACAAACAGUCUUUCAAGACAUCUGAUAUCGGGAUGACACAUAACUCUGGAGAGAGUGGUUUCUGUUUUGAGAUCUGGUUCCGGCGGAGGAAGUUCCAGGACACGUACACUCUGAAGGCUGACAGGGCAGAGGUGAAAAGGGCCUGGACCAGAGACCUGGAGCAGAUCCUCUGGGAACAAGCUGCCUACAGCAGAGAACUGAGGAUACAGGAGAGGGUGUUCAUGGGCACGGGGAGGAACCCUUUCAUGGACAUACAACCUAACGAGGCAGCCAUCUGUGACAGGGCCACCAACUGUGUCCUGCUAGGAAGAGCUCCUGUGUCGUCUUUUCCACAAACAGAUCUUGAAUGUCUCCGGCCCAACUCCAUUGGUUCAGGCAGUAGUGCCUCUACCUCCUGCAGCCACUCAUCUUCCUCCUCUGGACGAGGUUCUUUACCUCCUGUAGGUUACCCUGGUAACCAGAUACAAGGUGGGGAAACCAAUCACAUUGUCUAUUCCUCCCCGGAGACUGUGACUGAAGAUGACCCCAAUAACCAUCAUAAUCACCAGAAACAAAACCUUCAUCUUCUCAUGGACAGCAUGGAGUCGUCAGGUGAGAGUGGCAGUGUGUUCAGCAGCUCGGAGUGCAGCUGCCUCUCUGCCAUUGGUGGAGAGGUGGAGGACUCGUCAUCUGUCCUGUCCCAGAGCUCCCAGUCCUGUGUCACCCAGAGAACAGCAGCACCCAAUCUCAGGAAGAACAGCUCCCCUGCUAUGAUCAGGAAGAAGCCCUCCAUUGCUCCCAAACCACCAGUGCUGGCUGCUCCUCGGAGCCUGCAAAAGGGCAAAAACAUGGUUGCUAUAGGAAAAUCAACAGAAGUUUAACCAGUGGAUUUAAUGGAUGGUUCAUCCUGUGGAUCUCUGAGCAGUGAUGAUGGAGAGCAAUCAGGCUGACAGUCAAUUAAAAACUAUGAUAACAGACUGAAUGGACCACUAGUUGACAAGCACUGAAGAGAAAGUGACUUUGUGUCUUUGAAGAACAUUUACAUUAAAAGUAUCUGGAAUAUUCUAGCUGAAAUAUCAUGAAAAGGAACACAUGAUGGAUUGGUCAGUUUUCAAAGUGCUUAUGGUGUCCAUUUAUCUAAUAAUACUUCUUAAGCAACCACUUCUUUAUCAGAUACUGCUUUAACUGAAUGGCUAUUGUUUUACUGUCAUUGGUUCAUAGAACAUACUUUUUUGUCUUUGUAAUACUAGUAGUAUUUCAGCUGUUAACUUUUACAAGGGAUUUCUUUGGAAUUUACACAUCACUCUCACCAUGUCAUGUUGACUCUCUUGAUGACCCCAUAUUGAUGACCCCAUCUCUUGAUGACCCCAUAUUCCCAUGAAAUGUCAAAUAUGGGUUAAUAUUUUUUUCUUCAAAUUACACACAUUUAACAGUGUUUAUAAUGUACCGGUACACAUGUCAAACUCAAACAACUGACUACAGAAACACUUGUUCCCAUCAGUAUUCUCUGCAGGCUCAGGACAACUUGUCAGUGGCACUCUGACAUAAUUUCCUGCCCAGAUUUAUAGAUAAAUUAGGGAUCAACUAUUGAUGUCCAGGUGGGAUAGCAGAGGAGCAGCAAGUUACUUCAUAUUUUUUCCCAUUUUUCCCCAGCUUUGUACUAUAUUGCUGUGAAAAAUGUCUGGAAAGGGAGAAAACCACUAAAUUGGAAUAAUUGAAGGGGUCCAUCUGGCAUUUUCAACUCAUCAGGAACCAGUGUCUUCAGACUUCUCCAGUUGUUCUAAUAGUCAACAUAUUGAUUUACAAUAUUCAUUACAAACCAUGUAUAUGAUUAAACAUUGUGACCUGACUGACCAAGAGUAGCCCUUUUGGUCAGCACAUAGCCAUCGGUUAAGCAUCAGAUAACAUUGUUGUGUAGGUCACCCUGUUGAACUGAACGCUCCUCUACCAUAGCCCCCCUCCGCUGUCCUGAACAGUUUGUGUCACAAAUGGGUUACAUACAAUAUCAGUAAACUAAUUACUCAUUGAGAUAUUCUUUAUUUACAUUUGGUUAGUCAUUUAAUUAUAACCUCUGUGUUUAUUCAUGUAUGUGACAUAAAACAAUAAAAGGAUCAUGAAUUUAAAAAAGUUAGUUAUUAUUUUUUCGGAAGUAAAAAAAAAGUUGUUGUAAAGUAUAUGCAGACCUGCAUGCAGGUGUGAAGUUUAGAUGUGAGUCUUUAAGAUUUGAGAUUCUUCAAAGUAGCCUCCCUUUGCCUUGACGACAGCUUUGCACUCUCUUGGCAUUCUCUCAACCAGCUCCACCGGGAAUGCUUUUCCAACAGUCUUGAAGGAGUUGCCACAUAUU